Molecule: messenger RNA, 738 nt
Organism: Anisakis simplex (herring worm)
Lineage: Eukaryota; Metazoa; Nematoda; Chromadorea; Rhabditida; Anisakidae
Source: the annotation of a GenBank genome assembly
AUGCGACGCGAAACAUUUGUCGUAUCUUUUGUUGGUUAUGGACUGAUUGAUCGUGCGCAUCGUAUCGGUCAAAAGAAACAAGUUCGGGUGUUCCGUUUUAUCACUGAAAGUACCGUUGAUGAGCGUAUCAUUGAAAGGGCAGAGAUGAAGUUGCGACUCGAUUCUAUUGUCAUUCAACAGGGACGUCUAUCGGAUGCUCAAAAAGCGUUAGGCAAAGAUGAUAUGUUGGAUAUGAUCCGUCAUGGUGCGGAUCAGGUGUUUGCGUCGAAAGAUAGUAUGAUAACAGAUGAGGAUAUCGACUCGAUUCUCGAAAAGGCAGAACAAAAAACUGAGGCUCUUAAAAAGAAACUCGAUUCACUGGGUGAACCGUCACUGCGUAAUUUCACAAUGGACGUGCCAGGGCCAUCGCUAACUGAAGACGGUUCAUAUACGGUGUAUAAGUUCGAGGGUGAGGAUUAUCGUGAGAAGCAAAAGCAAAGCGGAGUUGGAUAUUGGAUCGAACCACCGAAAAGAGAACGAAAAGCGAACUAUCAAGUGGACGCUUAUUUCAGAGAAGCAAUGCGUGGAGGUCAUUCAGAACCGAAAGCUCCAAAAGCACCUCGUCCACCAAAACAACCAAACGUUCAAGAUUUUCAGUUCUAUCCAAAAAGAUUAUUCGAACUGUUGGAGAAAGAGGUCUAUCUUCAUCGAAAGACUAUUGGUUAUAAGGUGAGUUCGUUCUCGUUUUCGUUCAGCUGA